AUGGCGGAGGAGUUCACGAGGCUGACGCCCGCGCCGGAGGCGACGAUAGACAAAUCGAAGUUCGACACUCGCAUCACGCUCACGGCGCUGCGCGUGCCCAAGACGCGAUGUCACGCGCUCAUGAAGCACCUGAAAGACUUCGUCCUCGACAUGCCGCGGCAGCGCUCCGUGGUGAACGACCCGACGGACGAGGCGAACUCGCGCCUGUUGCUGCUCAAAGAAGAGGUCAAGGACGCGUCGUUCCCGUCGAUAUCGCCCGAACUCAGAGCAGAGCUCGCGCUCGACGACCUCCCGUUGACGACGCACGAGCUCAGGUUGGGGUACGAUUACUACAACGCCGAGCACGUCCUGCGCGCGCUGCUUCCCGACGGCGUCGAGGUCCCCGGGUCGUUCGAGACCGUCGGACACAUCGCGCAUCUGAACCUGAGGGACGACGUGAUGCAGUACAAGCACGUCAUCGGGAGGGUGCUCCUGGACAAGAACCCGAGGCUGAGGACGAUCGUGAACAAAGUCGGCGCGAUCGAGUCCGAGUUUAGGGUCCCGACCUGGGAGCUCCUCGCCGGGUCGCCGUCGUUGGUCACGGAGGUCAAGCAGCACGGCGUCCCGUUCAAGCUCGACUUCGGAGAGGUGUACUGGAACAGCCGUCUGGAGGCGGAGCACAAGCGGAUGGUGGAGAGCAUCAGACCGGGGGAGAUUUUAUGCGACGCGAUGGCGGGCGUGGGGCCGUUCGCCGUGCCCGCGGGGAGGGCGGGGAUCAGGACGUACGCGAACGAUCUGAACCCGAAGUGUUACGAGUACAUGAAGAUAAACGCACGCGCGGCGAAGGUGAAGGGGCGCGUGAAGUGUUAUAACAUGUGCGCGCGGGCGUUCAUUCGCGCGCUGCUGAAAUGGGCGGCGACCGGGGACGACGACGACGACGGCGACCCGCCCGCCGGGGCGGUGUUCGACCACGUCACGAUGAACCUCCCCGCGAGCGCGAUCGAGUUUUUGGACGUCUUCAAGGGCGCGUUCGAUAGACGCGUUUGGGGCGAACGAAACCUGCCUCGGGUGCACGUGUACACGUUUAAGCGCGCGGACGAGACGCACGCGGACGUCGUGAAACGCGGCGAGGGGUACUUAGGAGGACCGAUCAAAGACGCGAGCGUGCACGAGGUGCGGGACGUCGCUCCGAAUAAGAUCAUGCUGUGUCUGUCGUUCACGCUGAUGGAGGACGUCGCGUUCGCGGCGGAUGACGAGAGUCCCGAUUCGAAACGCGCGAAGGUGGCGUAG
Molecule: messenger RNA, 1269 nt
Organism: Micromonas pusilla CCMP1545
Lineage: Eukaryota; Viridiplantae; Chlorophyta; Mamiellophyceae; Mamiellales; Mamiellaceae
Exons: 2
Coding region: 1-1269 (422 amino acids)
Biological process (GO): tRNA N1-guanine methylation
Cellular component (GO): cytoplasm
Molecular function (GO): tRNA (guanine(37)-N1)-methyltransferase activity
Source: RefSeq, a predicted model, not a curated record